Molecule: messenger RNA, 1353 nt
Organism: Leishmania braziliensis MHOM/BR/75/M2904
Lineage: Eukaryota; Euglenozoa; Kinetoplastea; Trypanosomatida; Trypanosomatidae
Product: DHHC zinc finger domain-like protein
Exons: 1
Coding region: 1-1353 (450 amino acids)
Biological process (GO): peptidyl-L-cysteine S-palmitoylation; protein targeting to membrane
Cellular component (GO): Golgi apparatus; endoplasmic reticulum
Molecular function (GO): protein-cysteine S-palmitoyltransferase activity
Source: RefSeq, a predicted model, not a curated record
AUGCUGUGCUGCGGUUACUGCACGCCUACCUUCGUUGCGCUUCUCAUCAUCGGGCUCGCGCUCACGAGUGACGCCUACUGCGCCUACAUGAUUUUCCGCUACAAGAACGAUGUCUGGCGCGUCAUCGUGUCCCUAAUUGUGCUUGUCUUGACCACUGUCAUUGCCCCUCUAGUACUGUGGUCGUACUACGCCAUCAUCUUCUGCUCUCCAGGCUUUGUGCCACACGAUCCGUGGGCGUACCCACCCUUGUAUGCCGGUCCUCCACUCCACCCACGCGCCAGUGGCGAAGGGACCACUUCUCCAUCAAUGCACUCGUGUUUGCGUCAGCAGCAACAGCCACAUCAGGUUACAGCACAGAUGCUUCAGGCGGGCGCGCCCGGCUCACUGACGAAGUGGCCUCCUAGCACACUGGGCAUAAGUCGACCACCCAUGACCAGCAGCGCUCUCGCACCUGCCAUCUCAGACGAUACGGACUGCGUCAACCCACUGCUGGCUGAUCACCCCCAGUCCUCACCAGACAGCACUUUCGCCGCCGAGGCCAAUAGUGGUGCUCCUCACGCUAGAGACAGCAUCGAUGUGAUCACCAUCCACGUUGAUGAGGUGGCAGCGCCAUCGAGCCACAGCCCAUGCCAAUCGCUACCGCUGCACGAGCAGCGUGUUGGGCCGGCUGGCUACUUCCCUGCUCUACUCACAAAGUCACCAGAGCAGCAUCAGGACGCCGGUCCGCCUGUGUAUUUGAAUCCCUAUUCGGUGACAACGUUGGACCGUAACGGAGGCCUUCGUUUCUGCUACACGUGUCAGCAGUACAAGCCAGACGAUGCUCAUCACUGUCGCGUCUGUCGCCGGUGCGUGUACAACUUCGACCAUCACUGUCCCUUCGUGAACAACUGCGUCGGCCGCAAUAACUACAAACUAUUCAUCAUCUUCUUGCUCUACAGCGGCGUUGGCGCGACGCUGGCGGGCUUCCUGAUGAUCGUGGUACUCUUUGCCGUUGACCAAGACCCCUUUACGAGCAAAAUCGGCUGGAUCUCGCUGCCCGGGGUGGAUCUGAUCUUGGGCCUUUCACUGCUGAUGUUUUACUGCCAGCACUGGGUUCUCCUGCACAAGGGGCAGAGCACGUUGGAUAGUCUCACGGCGGGCAGCAAGAGCGGCUCUCAGGGUAUUCUUUGCUGCUGCGAGGGCACCCGGAUCAACUCGGAGAAGAAGGCCAAUGAAGCGCAGCGACAGAAGGAAAAAGUAGAGCGGCACAUCCGCACGCUGUUGGGCAAGGAGUUGGUAUGGUGGCGGCGGUAUUCCCCGCGGCCAGUGCGAACAGAUGACACCGCAGAUGAUACCGUACCGGGGAAUGUCUGA